Molecule: messenger RNA, 2010 nt
Organism: Saccostrea cuccullata (small rock oyster)
Lineage: Eukaryota; Metazoa; Mollusca; Bivalvia; Ostreida; Ostreidae
Product: radial spoke head protein 6 homolog A-like
Exons: 13
Coding region: 99-1829 (576 amino acids)
Biological process (GO): cilium assembly; cilium movement involved in cell motility; axoneme assembly
Cellular component (GO): axoneme; radial spoke
Source: RefSeq, a predicted model, not a curated record
UAAUCAAGCAGUACGAAUUGAAUGUUAUCACUGAUUUUUGUUAAUGUUUGUCUUUCUGUUUUCUCCACAGUUACAAGUUAGCUGUCUACAGAUUAGGAAUGAAGGGAGAGUCGAGGAAAGUUAGAGGUCGUAGCAACAUUCCGCAUGAUGAUACCAUCAGCGAAGAUACAGAGACGAAAGAGCGACGAUAUGACGAGGAGGAGGAAGAGGAGUUCCGAGUGUUAACUCUAGAGGAGCAACGAUGUGUCAACGCCAAGCUGUUUUUGAUGCGGGAAGGAAGCGAGGACGGUCAGAACUUGUACAACCAUCUAAGCACCCUUUUGUCACGUGUUCUGGGUGACGAGUCUAACGAAGCUCUGGACAGAUUGGAGACAGACAGCAAGACAUACAAAAGAGAAAGGUUUGCUUACAAGGAACCGUACAUCAAGGACGAUCCGGGAAAGACACCGACUGAAGUUCUAGCACAUGCACAAUGGCGAAUGGUUAAGACCGCUUGUGGUGAUCCAAAGUUCAUACCAAAUGAAAGUUUUGAUUUACCGGACGAGGAUGAAGAUGACAUUUAUCGUCUGAUACCAGACUUGAUGAAACAGGCGCUGUUUUUUGAGCAAGCUGGAGUCGGUCUUCCUAGAGAAGAGUUCAUCCGGAUUUCGGUAGCCAUGAGAGAACUGGUGGAAAACUGGCCUAUCGAAACCUUGAGGUUCUGGGGAAAGAUGAUGGGUACGCGGAAAAAUUACUAUGUCGUUGAGACAGAAUUCAAAGAUGGCGAAUAUGACAGUGAUUUCAGUGACGAAGAGGAAGAGGAUAAGUCAUCGAACGACAAGAUAGAAGAUAGCAUGAUAUUCGAUGAUGAGUCCACGACUGUUACAGAGGAAAUCAAACCCUAUUAUAAGCCGCCACCCAGAAUCCCUUGUGAGAGCCUAGGGACCGGUCUCAACAAGCAUAUAUACUUUGUCUGUAACGAACCUGGAUUACCUUGGACACGCCUUCCACACAUUAACCCUGCACAAAUUGUCGUAGCCAGGAAAAUAAGACAUUUCUUCACUGGGGACCUCAAUGAGCAGAUUGUGAGUCAUCCUCCAUUUCCUGGCCUGGAGAAGAAUUACUUGCGUGCGCAAAUUGCGCGUAUCAGUGCCGCCACAACUGUAUCACCAAUCGGUUAUUUCCGGUUUGACGACAAUGAAGAAGAGGAAGACGCAGAAGAAUCGGGAACAAACGGCAGAAAUAAUUGUAUCAUUGACCAGGAGUUCGAAGGAAUGCCAUUACGGGAUCUUUGUGACCCAACAGGACAAACUUGGUGCCAUCACAUGCAGUCCAUUUUACCUCAGGGUAGAAACACGUGGCAUAACCCGAUGGAGGGGAAGUCAGGCGAGGGAGCUGAAGAAGAUUCUGACGAGGAAGAACGAAACGAACCUGAUGAACCGGAACCGGAAGUAGGCCCGCCAUUAUUGACACCAGCUUCAGAAGAUAAACCGAUAAUUGAUUCGCCGGCGUGGAUAGCCCGGAUUUCCUCACGUCUGGUGCCAGAGUUUGCUGUUGCUGUGUUGCAGUCCAAUACAUGGCCAGGAUCAUGGACUUUUGGUGCAGAGAGGGGGCGAUACUUCACCUCAAUAUACAUUGGUUGGGGACAGAAAAAUCUAGGUGAUGCCUUCGAACCGGAACUGCCGCCAGAUAUUAUGGAUGAGUUUCCCAGUGGACCGGAAAUCACUGAGGCAGACGACCCUUCACCGGAAGAAGAGUCUGCAUUUAAGGCUGCAUUGGCGGACAAAGAGUUUGAUGCUGAGUUUGGCGAAGAUCAAGGAGAAGAGGAGACCUCGGAUGUGGACGAUUAACUCCAAGAGGUUCCGUUGUAGAAGGAUUGUGGAUGGAAAUUGACUUUGUAAACAAAAUAAGCUGUUUGAAAAUAAUAAAAGUUAAAAAUAUUUUUUGUUUGCAAACAAGAUGUUUGUAUUCUUCCUAAUAUAUAUAUAUUUCGAUGUUUUGACUCUAUUGUCGGUAAAAUAAAAUUUAAAA